This is a messenger RNA of Prunus armeniaca (apricot), 222 nucleotides long. The record is from the annotation of a GenBank genome assembly. Lineage: Eukaryota; Viridiplantae; Streptophyta; Magnoliopsida; Rosales; Rosaceae.
AUGGGCAAUUCCAAUGUCCUUGCUGGGAAUCAUCUACAGCAGCCACGUGAUAGCAACAACAAUACAUGUUCCGCCUUUUCUCAGACAAUCCCUUCCUCUCAUUUGGGGCCCAUCCUCAACAUCCUUGCUGGCCUCUUAGAGGAACAAUGCAAACAACUCGUUACCGCCAUGCAUGUCGAUUUCCUUGUAGGAGAUACUUUCCUAAUUCUUUACUAUAUCUAA